CAGGCGCGGGGGCCGGGGCCGGUGGCGGGGCGGGCCCGCGGGGGCCGGGCGCGAGCAGAGCCCGGCGGAGCCUCCAGCCCCGCGCCCGCCGCCGCCAUGAAGAUCUGGACCUCGGAGCACGUUUUCGAUCACCCUUGGGAAACAGUAACAACGGCUGCCAUGCAGAAAUACCCAAAUCCCAUGAACCCCAGCGUGGUUGGAGUUGAUGUCCUGGACAGGCACGUAGAUUCCAGUGGGAAGCUGCACAGCCACCGGCUCCUCAGUACGGAAUGGGGAAUUCCCUCCAUUGUGAAAUCGCUCAUUGGCACGUGUAGAACAAAGACGUAUGUUCAGGAGCACUCUAUAGUUGACCCAGUGAGAAAAACAAUGGAGCUUAAGUCCAGCAAUAUUUCAUUUACAAACCUAGUGUCAGUAGAUGAGAGGCUUGUCUAUAAACCACACCCUCAUGAACCAGACAAAACCAUUUUGACACAAGAAGCAAUAAUAUCUGUAAAAGGCGUCAGUCUCAGCAGUUACCUAGAAGGGCUAAUGGCAAACACAAUUUCCUCCAAUGCUAAUAAAGGCCGUGAAGCAUUGGAAUGGGUAAUUAAUAGAUUGAAUGCUGAAAUUGAAGAAUUCACAGCUUCAGCAAGAGGAACCAUGAGGAAUUCAAUGGCGGCAGCAGCAUUUGUAGAGAAAUGAUAGUGAAUAUACCUGUAUUACUAACAAGGUUUAACAAUCCAAAGCUAAACACAGGUAUUCUUUGUUAUUUAAAGGCCUACCUGUGUAUUGGGCAUGUUUCAAAUUUAAUUUGGAGAAAAGCUGAAUUCUUACUAAUGAGGCUGAUGCACAAAGCCUAGUUAACAUAUUGGUUCAGCUGGACCGAAUUUGGGUUACAGAUGAAGAAAUAAUUUUCAAGCAUAGUUCCGGUAUUUACAUGAACACUAACUAAACGUUUUCAGAUCUGAAGCAGCCUCAUUUAGUGACGACGUGCAUAUGGUGGAGGAGACUGGGAUGUUAGGUUAACUUCUGUGGAAUUUUGUGUGUGUGUGUGUGUGACUUAUGGACUACCUCUUUGGGGACCAAGCCCAAAUUAAUGGUUUGUUCCAGCAUUAUUCUGUUUAUUAAUGUUUGAUAGUUGUAUAAUACAACUCGGUUUAAUAGACAGUUUAUUACUUGAUGCUUGAAAUACAAAAGAAUGUACAAAAUAUUUUUUGAUACGCUUUUUAACUUGUUUGGUUGAGCUAACAUAGUACUCAGAUUGUUCUUCAGUCAAUAGAGGUAAAAUAUACCAAGUGUCUACUAAGACCUAAAUUCUAUUCCUCAAUGCAACAUUAAUGAGCUGGGUGUGCAGUAAUUUAAAAUAAAAUUUUAUCCUAGAGUAAGUAUCUCUAUUUCUAAAAGCUCAUGAAAUAAAGGGGUACAAUAAGCCUUAAAAUCUUGCAAGCUACUAGGGCAUCUAAGAAUAGUAGGUGUUCACUUCAAAAUUUCAAAGAACCACUUAAAGGACUAAAAAAACCUUUGUGAAGUCAACUAAAGAGAUACCUAAACAUAGAGGAAGUGAUACUAAAAAAUUUUAACAAUACACUGAUUAACUUGAUCAUGCUCCAAAAAUAAUGUUAUGUCAACUGAAUCACGUUGUCCUUUAAAUUAAACAUAGUGUUCUAGAUUCCAGAAGUUCCUUAACCUUUUACUAAUUUGCUCACAAUACAAGGCUCUUUAAAUGGAAGCCUUGAGAAUAGGAAGUUUUCUACAGUUGGUUUUUGUUUCUCAGUACUCACUGUAGAUUCUUGGUACUGUCCCAGUCACUAGCUGUGGGGAGUUAAAGGUCAGACCUUGACAUCCUUCCCUACAUAGUAUACCAACCUGCUGGCAGUGACUUCAGCAGAGGUUGGCUGUCCCAUGAGGCUCCUUCAGUGUGAAGGAAAAAUAGAAAGACACAGCCCUGAAUUAACUGAUGCUUCUGUUUUGCUGUCAAGAGGCUUUUCCUGGACUUUUUAUUCUAAGCUUACAAGUAAUUCCAAGACUCUCUCUUAGCCUUUAUGCACUGUACUCUCACCUAUCCAAGCACAAGUUGCAUGCCAUUUCUGCUUUAUCAGAAUUGCCUAUUGCAUAGUGGUGUCUGCUAUAUAGAGAAACAGGGCUUACCUUAAGUACGAAACACAUGGAUACAGAAUCUUCUGCAAGAUCUGUGUAGGGGAAAAACAGGUGUAUAUAUACCUCUAUAUACAGGUAUAUAACUUCUAAAAAUUUAACUAGUCUAAAUAUUUUUCUGAAAAGAAAUUGAGACUACUUUAAUGUUUAAAUCACUGAGGUUUGCCAUGCUUUUUACAGGAUGUUAUUACAACUGAAAUAGCAUUUUAAUUUAAAAAGUGUAUGUGAAACUUAUGCAAAAAGGUUACCAUUGUUUCUGAUAAAAAUGCAAGCUUGAAACUGAUUUUAACUGUUUAAUCAUUAGCAUCACUUGGCAUUUUAAAGCUGAUUUUUUUUUUCUUUUCCUAUUUUUUCUGCACUAAGGACUCUAUAGUAUGAACUCACAGUUUGCCCUUGCACUGAAAAUAACUUUGUUUGCAAGCAUUCAACAAUUUAUUUUGAAAGAUCAUUAUUCUUUGUUCUAUUUUAUUUAUAUGCCUGCAUUCUCAUUCUGUCAAGAAGUAUGACAUUCUGUAUGUGGUGCUUUUAAAAUAAAAUGUUAUCUGAGUUCUGGCUAGUUCCUGUAA
Molecule: messenger RNA, 2699 nt
Organism: Apus apus (common swift)
Lineage: Eukaryota; Metazoa; Chordata; Aves; Apodiformes; Apodidae
Gene: PRELID3B
Product: PRELI domain containing 3B
Exons: 6
Coding region: 97-681 (194 amino acids)
Biological process (GO): phospholipid transport
Cellular component (GO): mitochondrial intermembrane space
Molecular function (GO): phosphatidic acid transfer activity
Source: RefSeq, a predicted model, not a curated record